Molecule: messenger RNA, 3637 nt
Organism: Psammomys obesus (fat sand rat)
Lineage: Eukaryota; Metazoa; Chordata; Mammalia; Rodentia; Muridae
Gene: Igf2bp2
Product: insulin like growth factor 2 mRNA binding protein 2
Exons: 16
Coding region: 112-1887 (591 amino acids)
Biological process (GO): regulation of gene expression; nervous system development
Cellular component (GO): nucleus; cytoplasm; cytosol
Molecular function (GO): mRNA 3'-UTR binding
Source: RefSeq, a predicted model, not a curated record
GCGAGGGUGGGGGCGGGGGCGGGCGCAGGAGGAGAGAGGAGGGCGGCGGAGGCGGCGGGAGCGCCGGGUGCCGGGCCGGGGGAGCCGCGGGCUCUCGGGAAGACGCGGAGGAUGAACAAGCUGUACAUCGGCAACCUGAGCCCGGCCGUCACCGCCGACGACCUCCGGAGGCUCUUCGGGGACAGGAAGCUGCCCCUGGCGGGACAGGUCCUCCUCAAGUCCGGCUACGCCUUCGUGGACUACCCCGACCAGAACUGGGCCAUCCGCGCCAUCGAGACCCUCUCGGGUAAAGUGGAAUUGCAUGGGAAAAUCAUGGAAGUUGAUUACUCAGUCUCUAAAAAGCUAAGGAGCAGAAAAAUCCAGAUUCGAAACAUCCCGCCUCACCUGCAGUGGGAGGUGUUGGAUGGACUGUUGGCCGAGUACGGGACAGUGGAGAAUGUAGAACAAGUCAAUACAGAUACGGAAACUGCUGUUGUCAACGUCACCUACACAACAAGAGAAGAAGCAAAGGUAGCUAUCGAGAAGCUGAGUGGGCAUCAGUUUGAGAACUACUCCUUCAAGAUCUCCUACAUCCCUGAUGAAGAGGUGAGCUCCCCUUCACCCCCUCAUCGAGCCCGGGAACAAGGCCACGCCCCCGGGAGCUCUUCUCAGGCCAGACAGAUUGAUUUCCCGCUGCGGAUCCUCGUCCCCACCCAGUUUGUUGGUGCCAUCAUCGGAAAGGAGGGCUUGACCAUAAAGAACAUCACUAAGCAGACCCAGUCCCGGGUAGACAUCCACAGGAAGGAGAACUCUGGGGCUGCGGAGAAGCCUGUCACAAUCCAUGCCACCCCAGAAGGGACUUCUGAAGCAUGCCGCAUGAUUCUGGAAAUUAUGCAGAAGGAGGCUGAUGAGACCAAACUGGCUGAGGAGGUUCCUCUGAAAAUCUUGGCCCACAACGGCUUCGUUGGAAGACUGAUUGGCAAAGAAGGCAGAAAUCUGAAGAAAAUUGAACAUGAGACAGGGACCAAGAUAACCAUCUCAUCCUUGCAGGAUUUGAGCAUAUACAACCCCGAGAGAACCAUCACGGUGAAGGGCACCGUGGAAGCUUGUGCCAGUGCUGAGGUGGAGAUUAUGAAGAAGCUCCGCGAGGCCUUUGAAAACGACAUGCUGGCUGUUAAUCAACAAGCCAAUCUAAUCCCAGGGUUGAACCUCAGUGCACUUGGCAUCUUUUCAACAGGACUGUCCGUGUUUCCUCCACCAGCAGGGCCCCGAGGAGCUCCCCCUGGCGCCCCCUACCCCCCCUUCACUACCCACUCCGGAUACUUCUCCAAUCUGUACCCGCAUCAUCAUUUCGGCCCCUUCCCGCACCAUCACUCUUAUCCAGAGCAGGAGACUGUGAAUCUCUUCAUCCCAACCCAGGCUGUGGGUGCUAUCAUCGGGAAAAAGGGGGCGCACAUCAAGCAGCUGGCUCGUUUUGCUGGUGCCUCUAUCAAGAUAGCUCCAGCAGAAGGUCCGGAUGUCAGUGAAAGGAUGGUCACCAUCACCGGGCCACCUGAAGCCCAGUUCAAGGCUCAGGGACGGAUCUUUGGGAAACUGAAAGAAGAAAACUUCUUCAGCCCUAAGGAAGAGGUGAAGCUGGAGGCCCACAUCCGGGUUCCCUCGUCGACAGCUGGCCGGGUGAUCGGCAAAGGCGGGAAAACCGUAAACGAGCUGCAGAACUUGACCAGUGCGGAAGUUAUCGUGCCUCGUGACCAGACGCCGGAUGAAAAUGAGGAAGUGAUCGUCAGGAUUAUUGGGCAUUUCUUUGCGAGCCAGACCGCACAACGCAAGAUCAGGGAAAUUGUACAGCAGGUGAAGCAGCAGGAGCAGAAAUACCCUCAGGGAGGCGCCCCGCAGCGCAGCAAGUGAGGUUCCCAAAGGCGCCCUCGAACACCAGAUGAAUGUAGCCCUCCCGACAACGGGCCAAGGAGACCAAACAGCCAGCAGAUUGGGAGCAAACCAAAGACCAUCCUGAGGAGCGAGAAGUCUGCAGAGCAGCCAGGGUCUGCAGACCCCCACACAUCCUGGGACCCAGGAGGGCACGGGGAAGGCCGGGUUCCCCAGAAACCCCCCUCGGCCUGGUGCCCCGGCUUCCCCUGGCUUCUGCAGGCGUUACAGCCAUCCACUGCCCAUCCACUCAGACCUCUCCUCAGCUCCCGAGACGCUAUCCCUUUCAGUUGAACUAACAUAGGCGAACGUGCUCGAAGCAAAGCAAACUUCACAGCCUUUUCUUUGUUGUGGAAAGUUGUUCUGUACAUGUCUGUACAUACUAGAAGGGGAAAAGAUGCUCAGAAGUGUGGCCUGUGGGUUACACAGGGCGCCUGCAGCGUUAAUAUAUUUUAGAAAUAAUAUAUCAAAUAACUCAACUAACUACAAUUUUUACUCGAUUAUUAAUUUUGUUUUCUUUUUGAAGAGAAAGCAGGCUUUUCUAGACUUCAAAGAAUAAAGUCUUGGGUGAGGUCCACUGGUAUAGGAAAGGAACUUUGAGCCACCCACACAGAAUUCACUUGGAGAGAAAUCCAGUCAAGGACACUUAAUGGCAGUUGUGGGUCUCCUGUGUCUGUCAACAGAAGGGAUACCGUCCCUGAGGAGGGGCCCAGGCCCUCGUCACCUCCCUAUCCCAUUCAUUUCUCUGCUUCACAGGUUUGAAACUGGGUUUUUUUUUUUUUUUUUUUUUUUUUUUGCAUACUGCUAUAUAUUUCUGUCUCUCUCUGUUUAUCUUCUCUGCCUCCCUCCCUCCUCCUUACCCAUCAUCCUUUUGAAAUCCUUCAUCCCUUUCUGUUUCCCCAUAUCUAUGCACUCCCCCCACCAGGCAAAGCAGUGCUCUGAGUAUCAUAUCACACAAGGAUCAAAUGCGAAACACACAAACCAGCCUCAGCUUACACUUGGCUACUCAAGCGAACAAGAGUAGAUGGUACUUGUCCUAGCAUUUGGAAGAGGAAAGCAGGAACUCACCAAAUGAGCCAGCCAACCAAACAAGGAAAAAUUCCAUAAAGAAAGAAUGUACUUUGUCUUUUUACAUUUUGGUACAUAAGCCAUCAACAUUUAGUGAAACUAUUUCUUUCUUUAAAAAUUUAAAGUGCAAGCAAAUAGCAAUUUAUACAAGGUUGUUGGCCCAGGGCGUUAAAUUUAGAUUUUUUUUUUUUUUAAAUGAGAAAAACACACAAAUAAAGCUACCUCAGGUGUUUUUUACCUCAGCACCUUGCUCUUGUGUUUCCCUUAGAGAUUUUGUAAAACUGAUAGUUGGAGCAUUUUUUAUUUUUUUAAUAAAAACGAGUUGAAAAAAAAAAAGAUCAACUGCCAGCCUGGAGCAGGCGGCCCAAGUGUGUGCAGCACCUGUUCUCGCUCGUCUUCCGCUAGCCGAGAGCCUACGUGGCCUUCUUGUGGACAAACCUAAAAAUGUUUUAUUUUUGAAAAAUGGCAAAAACAGAGAGAGAAUAUUGGAGCCGUCCUGAAUUUCAAUAAGGUACGCGCCGUGAGGGCUUUUGCGCUGAAGGAUGACCACGUCCUGGUUAUGUGAAGAAGCCAUGACAGCACCAGACUGCAAUGCCGGUUUCCUGUACUGCAAACAGUGUUCUGUGACGAAAAAAAAAAAAAAGGAAAAAAAAUAUAUCCAAGC